AGCCGCAGGAGAUCAGUGCUGUGCUUCAGCACAAGAAACAGGGAUUCUGAUAUGAGCUCCAAAGUGAACAUGGAAACUCAGUCCAAGGAACCAGAGCGCCCCUCUAUUGACCCAUCAUCCUCCUCUGCCAGCGAGACCAUCCUCAUCUGUGGCCCUGACAGCGUGGCCAAGAGGACUCGGCCCCAGCCCCACACCACCACAGCCCUCCUGCUUCCAGCUCCUGGUCAUCAGAAAGUAGAGGUGACUCCCGCUGUUGCAGUGGGAAACCCGGGUAAAGGCAGCAGGGUCAAUGAGAUGUCUGCGCCCACCCUGACAGCGCAGGUGGGCACGGCUUGUAGCAUCGUCCAUGUUCUGGAGUGGAAGGAGGGGAUGGCCAUCCUGCCCAGUAGCAACCUCAAGUUCUGUGUGAGUGAUGUGGGAACUUUGAGCACACUGAUAACCCCGGGGACGACCAGCAGCACCACCGAACCACCAGCUGGCUCUUCUGCUAGAUCCAUUGACACAGAAUGUUCUACAAAGAAGCCAGCAGUGCUCACGUUGUCUGUGCCAGAAGUGUCGGCGCCUGUUGGCGCCAUAAGAGCUGAAGCAGUGGAACCAGAGAGGUUGGUACCGGUCAAGCCUGAGGUUCCAGUUGGAGCAGGACAACAGAACCAUGAUCCCAGAGCUCAGAGGAGCUACACAGAGGAGCUGCGGCGGGACCCCGUCACUGACAAGUAUGUUCCUGGCAGCUCCCCCCUGGUCUUUGUCCACACCCCCGUCUCCACAUGCACGAACACACCUGCUCUGCUCGACUCCAGGAGAAGCGUUGGGGUGGAGAAGGUGCCGGCGGGGGGGAGGGUCUCCUCCCUCAACUCCGACCAUCUGAAACCCAUGAGGAAGAGGAAGAGAAAAGAGUACCUGAGUCCAUCUGAGGAAGACUCUGACAUUGAGGGCACGGAUGAGAAAAUGGAUGAUUCUAAAGUGGACGGCCGACACAUCAGAGGAGGUGGGGACAGUAAGACAGAACAGUGGACAUGGGCUCAAUAUCUAGAGGAAGCCAAAGCUGUUGCUGCUCCCAACAAGCUUUUCCAAGAGUCGCAGAGAGUGCCCACAGUGAAGAACGGUUUCAAACAGGGAAUGAAACUGGAAGGCAUCGAUCCGCAGCAUCCGUCCAUGUACUUUGUCCUCACGGUGGCUGAGGUCUGCGGCUACCGUCUGAGGCUUCACUUUGACGGCUAUUCUGACUGUCACGACUUCUGGGUGAAUGCCAACUCUCCCGACAUCCAUCCCGCAGGCUGGUGUGAGAGCACGGGACACAAACUGCACACUCCCAAAGGAUGUAAGGAGGAGGAGUUUACCUGGAGCAACUAUCUGAGAAUGACUAAAGCUCAAGUGGCCCCCAAAGAACUUUUCGCCAGUCCUGGAAGGAUCGAUGUGAAAUGUGAGUUUGAGAUAGGAAUGAAGCUGGAGGCAGUGGACCGCAUGAACCCCUCCCUCAUCUGCGUAGCAACAGUCACCGACGUGGUGGACAAUCGCUUCCUGGUUCAUUUUGAUAACUGGGACGACACAUACGACUACUGGUGUGAUGCCAGCAGUCCAUACAUUCACCCAAUAGGCUGGUGCCAAGAGAGGAACCUCCCCCUCACACCACCCCAAGAUUACCCCGACCUGGGCCGGUUCUCCUGGUCUCGGUACCUGGAGGAGACGGGUGCCAAGGCUGUGGCUGCUGACUCAUUUAAAGUGAGGCCGGCCCACAACUUUCAGCCUCAGAUGAAACUGGAAGCAGUGGACAAGAGAAGUCCUGGUCUGAUCAGAGUGGCAACAGUGGAGGAAGUUGAGACUCAUCGGAUUAAGAUCCACUACGAUGGCUGGAGUCAUGUCUAUGACGAGUGGGUAGACUCCGAUCAUCCAGACAUCCAUCCAGCAGGGUGGUGUGAGGCGACGAGUCACCCUCUAAAGGUUCCUCCACGUGACACCAAAACACAGCAACCACACGGUGUGAGGGAGCUUCCCGCUGCAGGCCAACCCACCUACCCCUCCUCUGUUCCCUGUAAAUCCCUCAGCCACCCAAGAGCCAACAAGUACAGCUUCCACAACAGGAAGUGUCCAACUCCUGGUUGUGAUGGUUCAGGCCAUGUGACAGGUCGUUUCACCGCCCAUCACUGCAUAUCUGGAUGUCCGUUGGCGGAGCGUAACCAGGGCAGGCUGAAGGCAGACCUGUCAGACUCAGAGUGCAAAAGAAACCUCUUCUUUGGCCAGAGGAACAAGAAAACUCAUUACCGUGGCAGGAUCGGUCGUCCCCCUAAAUACAGAAAGAACCAGCAGAGAGACUACCAGAAUAUGUCCUCAGAGGGGGUGUAUCCAUCACUUUUCAUGUCAGCUCUGAGCAGUCAGUCAGACCGGACUCUGUCUCUGUGCUGGGAGCAGCACUGUAAGCUGUUACCUGGUGUUCAGGGCAUCCACGCUAGCCAGGUGGCAACAUGGAGUGUUGAAGAGGUUUUCAGAUUCGUACAAACCCUGAUUGGCUGUGAAGAACAGGCUCGUCUCUUUAAAGAAGAGAUGAUUGACGGGGAGGCUUUCCUGCUGUUGACCCAGACCGACAUUGUGAAGAUCAUGAGCAUCAAGCUAGGCCCCGCCCUCAAGAUCUCCAACGCCAUCCUCAUGUUCAAGACCACAGACGAGGGGCUCAAGUGAUGCCACCCUUGCUCCCUGAGGUGGAGCCAAGGAGGGCAGGGGGCCCUGGGGUGCCAAUCAUCAUGUGCCAACUUCAUUAUUUUUCAGGGCAGAAGACCCUGACUACCUUACUUCAUGUGUUUGGUUUCCUGUGCCCAUCAGAGAGAGGGAGGGAUAAGAUGUGGUUCAAUCAGGGAAAAAUAUAACUGUGAUUGGAAGAUGUCAAAAUCAGAAAGUAGAGAUAUUUUUGAGAGUAAUGGAGCAAUGUUGUGGUUUUGACAAAUUGGCACAGGGAGGGUAAUUUUCACAACUAAUGUGUUUGGUGCAGUAUAAAAGGGUUUUUUAUAAACCCUUAAACAUUAAUGUCAGUGUUGUACAUCUGUUCUCUGUGGUAUGUUUGACUAUAAUCUGAAGUCAGUAGGCUUACAUAUCCAGACCCACAUUUCAUGUUAAAUUUCAUUUGUAAGUCUAAAUGGAUACAGUCGAAACACACUUACAAAAAUGUUUUAAAAAAAAAUCUUUACAUUUUUAAUUUUGAACACAUUCUGAAAAUAGUCCUGCAAGAUUUGCUACUUUUACUUUUGACUUCAAAUUAAAAAAAAUGUUUUUAAACUGUAACAGCAAUCAAUCGAAAUAAGCUCUGCUGCUGAGAAUGAUGGGAAAAAGAGAAGAGUAAUGCAACGUUGAGUCUCAGAGACAAAAUAGUGAAAUACUUUAUGAAUUGAGGAGUCGACAGGCACUAGAUGAAAUCAUGAUGAAAGAACUGAACUGUGGAAAUGUGGGCAAACACAAAUAGGAGGAGUUUAAUGUGGUACCUGAGUGAGGCUCCCUUGAGCUUCAUGUUUUGUGCAAUAAAGAAAUUAAUAUGGAGGAACUAUUUUCAAUAACAUUUAUUAUUACAGCUCCAUAAAUGUUGCACUGUAACAGUAAUCUGCAUUAUUCAGAUUGUUGUUGGCUUUUGAUAGAAAAAACCUGAGUAUUCAGAAGUCUCAUUUGUGUUCCAAAUUUUUACUGCAUCAUCAAUGUGAAACGUUGCAGAGGAGCUGUAAUAUUUAAAUCGUUACAUUAUGCUCUCAUAUGAGAGCCAGAAAACUGAAAAAAAAACAGGGUUUUAGCACUUAUGUCUUCGUGAAAAAGACCAGGAUUUAUUUGUGUUUUUGCAAUUGUUAAUAGAUAAGAACAACUCUGCAUUGGCAUUUUAGCACAACUUUUAAACCCAAAUAGUUUACAGAAUUAUAUUCCCUUGUUUUGUCACUAGAGAGUGCAAAAAUCCAAACGUCAGCACUAUAAACAAGUGUUUGGUAUAUUCAGUAGUGGAGAUCUCCACAGUUUACAUGUGAUGGACGCUCCAUUCGGAGUGUGUUUAUGUUUACAUUCUAUGUCAGAGUUGGGAAAAGCACUGUAUGGGGUUUAUAUUGUGAGAUAAAAUCUGAAUGUUGUAAGGGCUCUUGGAAAAUUUUAUGUGUCUCUCUGGUGGGGUUUGCGUGUGUGUGUUUGUGGGUGUUUGUCAAGAUAAUCUUGGAUCACAAAUGCCAUUCAAUCCAUAAAAAUAAAU
Cololabis saira (Pacific saury) is the source of this 4207-nucleotide messenger RNA. It is a transcript of the gene l3mbtl1, whose product is annotated as L3MBTL histone methyl-lysine binding protein 1. The transcript is spliced from 21 exons. NCBI's taxonomy places the organism in Eukaryota, Metazoa, Chordata, Actinopteri, Beloniformes, Belonidae. The record is from RefSeq and is a predicted model, not a curated record. Gene Ontology annotation, cellular component: nucleus. Gene Ontology annotation, biological process: regulation of DNA-templated transcription. Gene Ontology annotation, molecular function: zinc ion binding; protein binding. The coding region runs from base 52 to 2673 and encodes 873 amino acids.